GCUGCGCCUGGGCGCCGCCAUCCUGGCCGUCAACGGCCUCGACCUGCGCGACGCCACCCACGACCAGGCCGUGCAGGCGCUCAAGCGGGCCGGCCGCGACGUGCUGCUCGAAGGUUUUGCACGGCUGCUCCAGGGCAGGAGAGGGGUCGAAACCCCUCGGCAUCAGCCGGGGCGAGACUGGACCGCGCGGCGAGACGGCCCCGCUGGGCGGGAGGAGCACGGAGCUGCGGCGAGAAGGAAUGUCAAUCCGCGGGUGCUGCCGUCCGCGCCGGCCUGGCUGAGGCCAUAUCGGGCAGGACGCAGCUCGCACACUGCUGCCGUGCGCCCUGAAAGAAUGCGAUCCUCGCUGGAGCCCGGGAUUGCGUUGAAGUACAUGCAGGAGGUGACCCCCUACAUCAAGAGGCCAUCGCUGGUAUCGGACUUGCCCUGGGACGGGGCCGCCCCCCAGUCCCCGAGCCUGAGUGGCAGCGAGGACUCGGGCUCCCCCCAGCACCACACCGGUGCCCGGGACCGCAAGGUGAUCCCCCUCAAGAUGUGCUACGUAGCUCGAAACCUGAGCAUGCCCGACCUGGAGAACAGGCUGAUCGAGCUGCACUCCCCAGACAGCCGCAACACGCUGAUCCUCCGCUGCAAGGACACGGCCACGGCCCACGCCUGGUUCACAGCCAUCCAUGCCAACAUCGUGGCACUCCUGCCGCAGGUCCUGGCCGAGCUCAACGCCACGCUGGGUACCAGCAACGCUACGGGCAGCAGCAAGGAGGUCAAGCAUGUCGCCUGGCUGGCGGAGCAGGCCAGGCUGGACGGGGGAAGGCAGCAGUGGCGGCCAGUCCUCAUGGCCAUGACAGAGAAGGACCUGCUGCUCUACGACUCCAUGCCAUGGACCAGAGAUGCCUGGGCAUCGCCGUGCCACAGCUACCCCCUCUUGGCCACCAGGCUGGUUCACUCUGGCUCAGGGCGCCGGUCUCCGUGCCUCGGCUCCGAGCUCACCUUUGCCACGCGGACGGGCUCCCGUCAGGGCAUCGAGAUGCACGUCUUCCGGGUGGAGACGCAUCGGGACCUCUCAUCCUGGACCCGGGUCCUGGUGCAAGGCUGCCACGCUGCUGCUGAGCUCAUCAAGGAGGUGGUCCUAGGCUGCACGCUGAACGGCCAGGAGGCGAAGCUCACGAUUCACUACGAGAGCGGCUUCACCAUCUCCAGGGACGAGGCAGGUGCCAGCAGCGUCCUCUUCCGCUACCCCUACGAGAGGCUGAGGAUGUCUGCGGACGACGGCAUCAGGAACCUCUACCUGGACUUCGGCGGCCCCGAAGGGGAGCUGACUCUGGACCUGCACUCCUGCCCCAAGCCCGUCGUGUUCGUGCUGCACACGUUCCUGUCCGCCAAGGUCACCCGCAUGGGGCUACUCGCGUAGGGGCUGGAGGGCGGCCGGAGCGCCGCGCCCCCAUCCCCGCAGCGGCAAAGCACAAGCGUCCCCACGUUCUCCCGCAACACUAGUGCCUUGACCAGGCCCCGGGGCUCGCGGCUGAGUGGCAGCCCUGCUCCUGGAGCCGCUGGCUGCCUGCACCGCAGCCCUGCCUUCCUGAGCUGCGCCCCUGCCUGCCCGCGGCUGAGCUCGGGAUGGGGAGGGUCUGACCUCACCUUGCUCAGCCCCUCCGCGGACGGUGCUUGGCUGCUCCGAGCCGGGGGCCGCCGGUUUGGCGGGGCGAUGGCAGCAACAGGAGCCGACUCGAACUAAUCCUCACUGGGGUAUUAAGCCAUUUUUACUGCUUACCAAAUGUGCCUUCGGCCUGGGCGGUGUGGAGCUGUGAGCUGCCUGCCCUGGGGGGUCGUGAUGAGGGGGUGAAUGCACAUGAGGGGCUGGGGCAGCUCUUGGGAGUAGGGGGUGUAGCCCCCCCCUUGGUGCUUUAACCCCAGGCUGCUUAGCCAGGCCCCUGCAGUCAGGGGAGCAGCGCCGGCUCCUCCCAACACCGCCUGGUCCUGCAGCCAGGUGGAAGCGCUGUGGAUCCGUUUUUCUCGGGAGCUUCCCCGUGCCCGUGAGCCCGGAGGGCAGGGGCCAAACCCAUGCACGUGGUGGGGCCAAGCCUGAGGGCUCUGCUGCCUCUCUUCUCCACCAGCCGGGAGCCAAGCUGCGGCAUAGCAGGGACGCUCCCGCACCCACCGUGGAGCCUGCCCCAGCCAGAGGACUGAACAGCACAAAGCAGCGAGGGGCCGGGACAGGGUCUGUCUUCAGCUCAUGCAGCCCUGCGGAGCCCGUGGUGCCCGGGGCUGCUGCUCUGGCCCCUCGGCCCCCCUCAACAUCCUUUGCUUUUCUAAUGAAGUCUUACCAGGGUCAGGGCAGCCCCCAGAGUCGGGGUUGCGUGAGGGGAGUCCUGGCUGGAGGACGGCACAGGGCUCCGGAUUCAGCGUGGGGCCCAGACAGUCGCGCUGUCCCCCAGAGAACGUGGUGUUUGGAAAGCUGGUGUUGCUGUGGGCAAAUGGGCAUCUCCCUCCCAUGCCCCCCUUGCUCUGCCAGCACUGACUGAGCUGCUAUGCACAUGCUGCUAGGCCUGGCUGCUCUCAAGGGGAGGAAGUGUCCUGGGGGCUUCCAGGGAAGGGCCGAGAGCCUGGAGCACGUUGUCUGCGGUUCGCGCCUGGCCUCGGGGACAGCUGUGGCUGUAGGCACUGUGCCGCUAGCUGCCCCUGGGUGCGGUUAAUCCUGCCCAGUGCGGGCAGCAGUGGGUGAGGGUGAGCGGUCACUAGCAAAGCCCUGGAUGGGGCGGCAGUGGUGGGGUCAGCCCAGAAGUGCCUGUGGGUUGGGCUGGCUGGUGGCUCCUCACCCGGGCAGCAGGGCCCCCAGGUCUCGCUGCUGGGCCGUAGGCAGUCGGGAAGCUCGGACCACCCGCUCCCACAGCCGGGGCAUCUGGCACCUGCCUGGCAGCAGAGGGUCCUGCGCGGAGGGCAGUCGGGGGACCUGCGGGGGGGAGGCAGUGCCAGGGGCACUGCACCCCGCUCCGCGACCCUGCCCCGAGGUUGGACAAGCGUCUUCCUCCUCCUGUCCCGGCCGUGGCUCCUCACUUGUUUGCCAGGACCCUUGUGUUCAGCCCCAAGCCGCUCUCUGCGUGGCCCUGGGAGCACCGGGGCCGCCUCGGCCCCACUGAACCCACGGCCCCGUGGACGGGCAGCCCCGCGCUGACCCAGCCAGGGCAGGGGGCUCGUUUGCACGCUGCCCUGUUCUCUCCCGAGCUCUUAAUUGCCCCACACGUGCCCCCUGGGAGCACUGAGCCUCGCGCCAGUCCAGCCACUCAGGUCCUCUUAGCUUUGAAGGUGUCUAAUGCUUUACCGCCGUACUGAAAGGGCCGUUCUUCGGCUUCCUUUUCCGAGGCCUUCCCCGUGCCCUCACCACCAGCUUUAUCCGCUUGGUGCACCUUGAGCAGCGUCUGUGCCCAGCGGAGCAGGCGGCUUUCCCAGAGCCCAUGCAGGCGACGCGCUUGCUCCUGCGUGACCUCUCCUUGCAGGGAGCGGGGUGGAAGCCCGAAAUCCCAGCUCUGCCUCCUCCCCGGUCACCUCUGGGACGCUGGGAACUAGGAGACAUCUCUGCUAGGGCCUCUCCGGAGCCCGAAGGAAACGUGCUAGUAGGGCACAGCCCCUGCCGGUCAGGGACGCAGGGGAGGGGGAAUGCCCUGUGCUCAGCUUGUCGCGGUCCUGGCGGGUGUCUUCAGUGCAAGCCUCUCGGGUGAACGAUGCUGUGGUCACUAACACCUGUGGCCGGUGCAGGGGUUUGCCUGCUGGGGGGGGAUGCAUGGCUGACCUUUCCCAAGCCAGAGGGGCCUAAGGUCACCCAGAGCCAGUUCAUUUAGGUGGUCCGCCGGCAGGAUGACGCCCUUUUGCAAAAUGUCUUGUGCAAAGCUCGUCGGCCGUGCCGCGGGCAGCAGGGCUCCGGCCGCGGCUGGCUGCACCGCGCCAAAUACGAAGCAAUAAAGAACAGGGCGGUGGAGCUGGCCGAAGCAAGUGCCGCCUGGGCAGGGUCGCGCUCCGGGCGCACGCGGGUCCCGGGCGCAGAACUGCUCGCGGACCCGCAGCUGCUGCGGUACUAAGUGCCCGACAACAAAACCUCUCGUUUGCCUCCGCGCCAUGAGACAACGUGCGCGCACUUCUCACCCGAGCCCGUCCACGCCCAGGCGUGUGAACAGGAGCCGGGGGAGGAGGCUGCGGGGCUGUUUCUGACCCCUCUGUCUUCCUGUCCCUUCCCCUCGGCCCCGCCGUGCUAGCGGGGCGCCCUGUGCCCGUAGCACGGCCGGCCGGGAACCAGCCACCGCGGCGCAGCAGCGUUAAGGGUGAAUGUCGGAGAAAGCCCCCGAGGCCCCGGUGCCCAAGACGAGACCCCGAUGGGUGCAGGAGGCCCCGGGUGCCCUGGGGAGCAGCUUGCACAGGACCACUACAGAUAUUCACCAGUGCAAAAUGCGCUGCUCGACGGCAGCAAGGCGCGGGCUGCCUCGUCCUGCCAGGCCGUCCCGGCUGCUCUAUUUUUGUACCCUUUCUAAGCCGCUAUUUAUACCAGACUUCUCCCCCUCGAGGUUUUGAAUCUCAGCCUUUCGGGACGUCCAGGUUACCAAAUCCAGACCCCCCAGCCAGGCAGGGCAGGGCAGGCCGGUCCGUGGUCGUUACACGCCGAACGAAAGCUUUACGUGUGCUCCAGAAAUGCAGCUCGGAGGCACCUCUCGGCCGGCGCGGGGCCUGCGUUGUAUUGUACGUAGCAACGCCAGCGGGACCGGGGCCGAGCUGAACCUUUCUGUUGUAAAUACCAAUAAAGGUCGGUGCCUUUAGGGUCUCGUGUUUGGUCUCCCUCUGCU
Molecule: messenger RNA, 4826 nt
Organism: Alligator sinensis (Chinese alligator)
Lineage: Eukaryota; Metazoa; Chordata; Crocodylia; Alligatoridae
Gene: SNTB2
Product: syntrophin beta 2
Exons: 8
Coding region: 335-1408 (357 amino acids)
Cellular component (GO): synapse; intracellular anatomical structure; dystrophin-associated glycoprotein complex
Molecular function (GO): structural molecule activity
Source: RefSeq, a predicted model, not a curated record